Messenger RNA from Vigna unguiculata (cowpea), 1522 nucleotides. RefSeq names its product GTP binding protein beta 1 (gene AGB1). Gene Ontology annotation, molecular function: protein binding. NCBI's taxonomy places the organism in Eukaryota, Viridiplantae, Streptophyta, Magnoliopsida, Fabales, Fabaceae. Gene Ontology annotation, biological process: signal transduction. The record is from RefSeq and is a predicted model, not a curated record.
GUCUCUAUUUUGAAGCCCACCAAACACUCCCUUAACUCCAACAUCCUCAACUCAACUUCAUCUUACAAAUAAUUAACCUUUCCAAUUAAUUUGUUGUAAAACUAAAAUAAAAAGCAUUCUCAGAAACAUGGUCUUCCCAACACCAACCUCUUCCUUUCUUCCUUAAUUGGUGUGUGAGUUUAGGGAGCCCAAAUGUCUGUUGCGGAGCUCAAGGAGCGUCACUCCGCUGCCAUCGACACCGUCAACAGUCUCAGACACCGAUUGAAGCAGAAGCGUCUUUCUUUGCUCGACACAGAUAUCUGUGAGUAUGCGAGGUCUCAGGGUAGAACACCUGUGACCUUUGGACCUACGGAUCUGGUUUGCUGUAGAACCUUGCAGGGUCACACGGGCAAGGUGUAUUCAUUAGAUUGGACUUCUGAAAAAAGUCAGAUUGUUAGUGCAUCUCAAGAUGGGCGAUUAAUAGUUUGGAAUGCUCUAACGCGGCAGAAAAUCCAUGCCAUAAAGCUUCCUUGUGCAUGGGUCAUGACAUGUGCUUUUUCGCCAACCGGUCAGUCUGUUGCAUGUGGUGGUCUUGACAGUGUUUGUUCUAUUUUCCAUCUUAAUUCACCCACUGACAAAGAUGGGAAUCUACCUGUUUCCCGGAUGCUUAGUGGACAUAAGGGUUAUGUUUCCUCUUGUCAGUAUGUUCCGGAUGAAGAUACUCAUUUAAUUACUGGUUCUGGUGAUCAGACAUGUGUUUUAUGGGAUAUAACUACUGGCCUUAAAACAUCUGUCUUUGGAGGAGAGUUCCAGUCUGGACACACUGCAGAUGUAUACAGUAUCUCCAUUAAUGCAUCCAACUCAAGAAUGUUUGUAUCUGGUUCUUGCGAUGCAACGGCUCGAUUGUGGGAUACCCGCGUGGCAAGUCGAGCAGUGCGGACAUUUCAUGGGCAUGAGGGAGAUGUUAAUGCAGUUAAAUUCUUUCCGGAUGGAAAUAGAUUUGGAACUGGCUCGGAUGAUGGUACCUGCAGAUUGUUUGACAUUAGGACUGGACACCAACUUCAAGUAUACUAUCAGCAGCACAGUGACAAUGACAUUCCGCCUGUGACUUCCAUUGCAUUCUCUGCAUCAGGAAGACUUCUUUUUGCUGGAUACACAAAUGGAGAUUGCUAUGUUUGGGACACUUUACUGGCAAAGGUGGUCUUGAAUUUAGGAUCUCUCCAAGACUCUCAUGACGACAGGAUCAGCUGUUUAGGUUUGUCAGCUGAUGGAAGUGCUUUGUGUACAGGAAGUUGGGACACAAACUUAAAGAUAUGGGCUUUUGGAGGGCAUAGGAAGACAACUUAAGAGCAUUGAGGGGAUGAUGAAAUUGAAGAUGAAGUCAUAUAACCCUUCAUUUUAGGCUUGCAAAUAGUGCAGCUGUUUGUUUAUGCUCAUAUCUGUUUGUUCACGUGUGAUCUAAAUAGUACUUUUUCCAUUGUACUACCCGCUUCGGUAACUAUACCUUAAACCAAAAUGAAGGACUGUUUGUUUUCUAGUCUCA